Molecule: messenger RNA, 621 nt
Organism: Argiope bruennichi
Lineage: Eukaryota; Metazoa; Arthropoda; Arachnida; Araneae; Araneidae
Exons: 1
Coding region: 1-621 (206 amino acids)
Source: RefSeq, a predicted model, not a curated record
AUGGCUCCUCCCAAGAAGGGUCCCUUUAGUGGGCGUCAUUCUGUUCCAAAUACAUUUAUUUCUGCACAUCAUUUUGAUUCCUUUUUUCUCAUUAAACGCAUUUCGGAGAAAAAUGAAACUUUCGCAACAGUGUCCCCUUUCCUUGUCCAAAAAGCUAUUUCAGCAACAAUCGGUGAAGUAUCAUCCAUUAAGAAGAUGCGUUCUGGAGAUUUAUUGGUAGAAGUAAAUUCUCGUAAACAAUCCCUGAAUAUUCAAAAACUGAAAGCCUUGGCUACAAUAGCUAUUAGUGUAAGUCCUCACCAGUCGAUGAAUACCUGUAAAGGAGUAAUUACAUGCGGUGAAUUACUGAAUGUACCUCUAGAGGAAAUAACAUCAGAGAUGAAAUCGCAAGGAGUUAUACACGUCCGUCGUAUUUCUAUUAGACGUGAUGGUGAACUCCUUGAGACUAAACAUCAUGUUUUAACACUUAAAUCGCCAAAAUUACCCGAAAAUGUAUAUGCAGGUUACAUACGAUUACCCGUCAGGCCUUACAUCCCUAAUCCACUCCGAUGUUUUCAGUGUCAGAGAUUCGGCCAUUCAAAAGUUAAUUGCCGCGGGACACUCGCAUGUGCCCGAUGCUGA